AGGAGGUGCUGAAGAGCCAGUGAAACACCGGGGAGGGGCCAGCCCCAGCCCCAGCCCUCCUGCUGAAUGGCUCCUCUGGGGAUUAAUUUGUGAGGGGGGGAGACUCACAAAGAGUCUUUCCUAUCAGUUGUGUUAGCAACAAAAUAGCAAGUAGGCCCUACUCCUAUAGCCUAAGGGGGUUGUUUCUGUGUCCUCAAGGCUAAAAGUCAUAUUACUGCUGCCAGCUAAUGGAGAGGCUCCUCUUGGCCCUGCGGUAGCGUUCCCUACUUUUUGCUCUGGUGCUGCAGGUUUGUGUGUCAGCUGGCUGCAGCUUUUGCCUGUCUGCAAGCUGAGAGCACAGAGAUUGGGCGAGUGGCUACUGCACGCAUCAUGGCCAGGGGUGUGCCGGGGCUGGCACCCAGAUCCUGCUCUGCCAGCACAGUGGGCUGGGUCCUCACCUGCCAACUGCCAAAACCAGGGCAGCUCUUCUCAUUCCGGGGCCAGCCGGGAAGUGGGCAGACCUGUCAUCCAAGGGGUAAGUCAGAAACGGGCGGGUAGAGCCAGUUUUGCUCUGUGUAGACUCAUGAAUCCUCCUAUGCUGGCGAGGGUUGGUGACUGCGACGGGUGGCGUCCCCGUGGGAGAAGCAGCAGCAUCACCGGUCUUCUCAGCUGCAGGGAUGGGAGAGGGGAUGAAUUGCUGGCUUUCCCAGGCUCUGGAGCUGGUGUCCCAAAGCGACUGGAGCCCCAGACAGGCCUCCUCUGCACCCGAGCUGUGUGAAGCUGAGCCUGCCUCAACCCACCAGGUGGGAGGAGGAGCUGACUUCGGCCCCUAGCGUUGCUGUGAUGUUCUGCAUGGUGCCCUGGUGGGCAGCACAGCAUCAGUCAUGACAUCCAGGGUGUGCAGGGCAUUUUUCCCCAGGGGAAGAUGCUGUCCCGCCGGGGCUGUAAGCUUGAGGUCCUUGUCCUGACCGUGGUGGGGAUCCUCUGCCUCCUUUUCCUUCUCAACACCAACAAGGGCGAGUGGGUGAUGAUGGCUGCCAUGACAGUCAGCAAUACCAGCUCCCUUGCCCCCAUGCCCAGCAUCCCCACAAUCCCGCGUCGCGUUCCCCAGUGCAAGGAGAACUCCUCGGUGGCCAACAUCUCUGGCUUCACCAGCCUGCCCGGCCACAUCCAGGACUUCCUGCGCUACAAGCACUGCAAGGAGUUCCCCCAGCUGCUGGACGCCCCCGACAAGUGCGGGGGGGCUGAGGGCUCCCGGGGGGUCUUCCUCCUCCUGGCCAUCAAGUCGUCCCCUGGGAACUAUGAGCGGCGGGAGAUCAUCCGCAAGACCUGGGGGGCGGAGAGGACAUACCAAGGGGUCCACAUCCGCAGGCUCUUCCUCUCCGGGGAGGCGGGGGACGCGCGGGAGGCUUGGAAGCUGAACCGGCUGCUGCGGCUGGAGGCGGAGGAGUACGGGGACAUCCUGCAGUGGGCGUUCCGCGACAGCUUCUUCAACCUGACCCUCAAGCAGGUGCUGUUCCAUGGCUGGCUGGAGGCCCGCUGCCCCGGCGCCCGCUUCCUCUUCAAUGGGGACGACGACGUCUUCGCCAACACGGACAACGUGGUGCACUACCUGCUGGGCAUGCAGGACGCCAACGACGGCGACGGGCACCUCUACGUGGGGCAGCUCAUCGUCGACGUGGGGCCCAUCCGCGAGAAGUGGAGCAAGUACUACGUGCCCGAGCAGGUCACUGCCGUCAAGUCCUACCCGCCCUACUGCGGGGGUGGCGGGUUGCUCAUGUCUGGCUUCACCGCCCGCACCCUCUACAAGGAGUCGCUGGGCAUCGAGCUCUUCCCCAUAGACGACGUCUACCUGGGUAUGUGCCUGCAGAAAGCCGGGCUGGCCCCAGCCUCCCACAUGGGCAUCCGGACCGUGGGCAUCAGGGUGCCCUCUGCCAAGCUGGAGCCUUUUGAUCCCUGCUACUACAAGGAGCUGCUGCUGGUGCACCGCUUCGUGCCCUACGAGAUGCUGGUGAUGUGGCGGGCCAUUCACGAGCCAGACCUGCCCUGUGGGAAGAAGCUGCAGGUCUAUCAGGGCGUCUGAGCGGACCCUGGAAUCCGAGGGGAGGGGGCAAUGGGGAGGGAUUUCAUGCGAGGUUGAAGUUGCUAGGGCAUCCGCGGGUGAUGCCGCCUGUCUAGGUCUUUGCUGCUGUGCCCCGAAUGCUCCAGACCAGUCACCUCUUUCUUGCUCUUGAUGCCUAUUCCAGGAAGUCCUAGAUCCAGGGGAUGGGACUUCUGGGAAUGAGCCUCAGCAGGACUUACGGUUGACACUCUGUUGGCUGGUGUGCAUGGGGUGCACAGACAUGCUGAAUGGCUCACUGGCUUCUGGGUCCUGUCCCAACUGGUUUGGCCCGUUGGCCGUUCCUGGGAUGUCAGAGGCUUUUCCCCUCCCUUCCCCGUGGCUGCAGUAGGCAUUUCAAGCUGCUGCAGGGAUCCCUUUGCAGCGAUGUCCUUGGGGCAGCUACCUCCAAGAAAGCAAAUGCCAGGAGGCCGCCAGACUGGGGUCUCUGUGGCAUGGAGGGGGGAAUUUGUCUCCUUGACUAAUGGGCAUGUUGCCACCUGGGUGCCCAAAUCUUGGGGCAGGAUGUCACUGGCUUGGCCGAUGUCUGGAUCUCGGCCUAGACGCUGCAUCUCUGGGGCCAAAGGUCCAAACGCUGCAGGAAAUGGGUAGGGUAUCUGGCGUGAUGAGCUUGGCUCGGGUCCCAGCCCCAGCCCCAGCCCCAGCCCCUGUUUUACUGGGGGUACUAAGAGCAGGAGAUGGGCAUCAUACAUAUCCCCGCCCCAGAGCUCUGGAGCCAGAUCUGCCCCGGCGUAACCAGCUGUGGUCCCGUGAAGUCAAUGGAGUCAUGCUUAGCUCUGGGGCUAUGACGCAGAAGCAGACAGUACUAGGGGGAUGAAUCUGGUGUUCUCAGCUGGGCCCACAGGGGAUCUCUGUCCUCAGCUCCUGCCCAGUCCAUUGCUGCUAACGGUCUGGUUGUUGGAUAUAUUGACUGGCAGGGCUAGUGCUUCUAGAUGCUCAAAACAGCAGAGAGAAGCAGUGUCUGCUCCCUGCUCCUUGUGAGUCGGUUUGCCCUGUGAAUUAUGGCAAGGGGUGAAGGAGGAGAUGAACCAGAUUGAAGGAUCGUGGCAUUGGCCCUCUGGGUAGCUCGGGGAAGCUGUAGAAAACCUCAGGAGGGCGUGUGUGUGUGGCUGCCUCUCCUCUCUCCCAGCGCCUGUCUGUGCAGAUGUUCCAGUGAGAACUUGUGCUCCAGGACAAAAAUCUGCCUGGGGGCUUGGUCCUGCUGGUGAGACAGAGUCCCCACGCUGAGAUGCGCCAGGAGACCGACCGAACCCAGCUGGCUUCAGGGUACACCAUUUUGCGCUGAGUCAGCGCGAGAGACUCAGGGUAUAAAACUGCAUCUCUCCUGGCAGGAGAGGGAGCUAAUGGGGGCCUCUCUUCACCUUUGGCUCAGCUGUGUCCUGACUGUACUAAUAAACCCCCGAUAUGGACCCCCACUCCUCCCCGGGGCACAGUCCUGCAUGGCACCAAGGGGUGAUUUUCCAAAGAGCUGCCCUGUCCCUGAAAAUCAGGCCCUUGCAGGACACGGCUGAUAUUUACUAACUGAACUGGGCCCUUUGAAUUCAGGCCUAUGGCUUGGCAUGGCCAGACGGGCACGGGCUUGGCAGAAGCCCGACAUAUGACCCUGCCCUGCUCUGCCCAAGUGGAGGGCAAACCUGAGAUCUGAAUUGCUGUUAAACUUGACCCACCGGCAAUGUCUAUUGUUAAUCAAGAAAGGUACAAGUGUGCACCACAGAGCUGUGCGUCUCUCAAACUGCCUGUUGUCCCCUGAGCUCAGACAAACUGCUGCUGAGGCUUUAUCAGUUCAUUCUGUUUUAGGAGAUAAUGCUAGAACAAGUCUAAAGUUACCUAGGACAUUGGCCUUGGUUUGUUUGUUUUAUGUUUAAAACCAGCUGUUCCUCUCCCCAGCUCCGCCUUGUGUUAAAACACACCCUCCCUUCUGAACCUGCCACAUCCGAAUUGUUCAAUUUCACGUGUAGCAUUGCUCUGGAGUCAGGAACUGCACAGGUUAAAUC
This is a messenger RNA of Dermochelys coriacea (leatherback sea turtle), 4092 nucleotides long. It is a transcript of the gene B3GNT3, whose product is annotated as UDP-GlcNAc:betaGal beta-1,3-N-acetylglucosaminyltransferase 3. The record is from RefSeq and is a predicted model, not a curated record. The transcript has 5 exons. Gene Ontology annotation, cellular component: membrane. NCBI's taxonomy places the organism in Eukaryota, Metazoa, Chordata, Testudines, Dermochelyidae. Gene Ontology annotation, molecular function: hexosyltransferase activity. Bases 905 to 2062 code for a protein of 385 amino acids.